AUGUCUCACUCUGACAUCUCAUUUCCUCUUCCUGGUCUGUGCCUCAAAAUAUUUAAAUUGCUCGAUGACGAUCCUUGCAUCAUCGCAAUUGACAACUGUGGUACUCUCGACAAAAUCCUUGCCCUUGCCAUUUAUGGCUCCAGAGGCCACUAUGAUGGACAUGUAGAGUCCAGGUAUUACAAAGUCAUGCAUAGAGAUGACAUCUUUUACACUACAUCAUUCACAUUUUUGCUGGCGGGGGACUGCAUACUUAUGUUAACUUCCACCCUUGGCACCACUUGGAAAAGGUACCAAAGGCCUUCCAGGGGAGGCCUCCCCUUAGAUCCUGUUCAGGACCAUGCGAGGAGGAGUGAGGAGGAGCAAGGGGUUCAUUUCAUCGGUGAUCCAGGCUUCUCCUCACAGCUCGUGUUCACAUAA
Molecule: messenger RNA, 417 nt
Organism: Suillus paluster
Lineage: Eukaryota; Fungi; Basidiomycota; Agaricomycetes; Boletales; Suillaceae
Exons: 5
Coding region: 1-417 (138 amino acids)
Source: RefSeq, a predicted model, not a curated record